Messenger RNA from Eleginops maclovinus (Patagonian blennie), 2220 nucleotides. It is a transcript of the gene irx5a, whose product is annotated as iroquois homeobox 5a. Gene Ontology annotation, molecular function: RNA polymerase II cis-regulatory region sequence-specific DNA binding; DNA-binding transcription factor activity, RNA polymerase II-specific. Lineage: Eukaryota; Metazoa; Chordata; Actinopteri; Perciformes; Eleginopidae. Gene Ontology annotation, biological process: neuron differentiation; regulation of transcription by RNA polymerase II; cell development. Gene Ontology annotation, cellular component: nucleus. The record is from RefSeq and is a predicted model, not a curated record.
AAAUAGAGAAUGAGACGGAUUGUUAGUUAACGCGAGAGAAGGAGGGGGCGAGGAGGAAGCGAGAGAGCGAGAGAGAAAGAGAGAGAGAAAGAGAGAGAGGGGAGAGAGAGCAUGGAUUUGGGCAGGGCUGUGGUUACCCAGCAUAAGCUCUCCUUUUUUCCUUCGGUGACUACACCCCGAGAGGAGGAGCGUAGUAGGCGUCAGGAUCCUCAAUUUUUCAACUUAGCAUCUUGGCAGGACAUUUUCCCAAGCAAAGCCCCCGUCCGACGGGUAAAAAAAAACUUCUGCGCGGGCAUGAGAGCGACGGUGCAACUCAGAUAAGGAGAGCAACAGAAACACAAAACCAGACAAAACAUCCGACGGGCAGUGGCGGACAGCGAACAAAAUUAAUCCAUCCAACAUCCAAGCUUCUCUUUAUUUAAACCACUUUUACUUUUUGCCUCCACUAUUGUCAUUUAGAAGGGGGGACAGACAGCGGGUCUGCAGACACACGGCUCUAUGCGCUCCGACAGCAGCGCAUGAGAAAAUAAAGGGAGGAAAGUGCGCAAGUUAAGUGGCUUACACUCUCCGGGCUCCAGCAUGGCGUAUCCUCAGGGCUACUUGUACCAGCCGUCCGCUUCUCUAGCCCUGUAUUCCUGCCCUGCGUACAGCACCAGCGUGAUAUCGGGACCCAGAACCGAGGAACUUGGGAGAUCCUCUUCGGGAUCUGCUUUUGCCCCCUAUGCCGGAUCUACCGCGUUCACCAGCGCCUCUCCGGGCUACAACUCCCACUUAUCGUACAGUGCAGACGCGGCAGCAGCUGCCACAUUCACCUCGUACGUGGGCUCUCCCUAUGACCACACUUCGGGUAUGGCCGGCUCGAUAGGAUACCACCCAUACGCAGCACCCUUGGGCUCCUACCCUUACGGUGACCCAGCGUACCGUAAAAACGCUACCCGGGACGCCACCGCCACACUGAAGGCCUGGCUCGGAGAGCACCGUAAAAAUCCCUACCCGACUAAGGGAGAAAAGAUCAUGUUGGCCAUCAUCACCAAAAUGACCCUCACACAAGUGUCCACCUGGUUCGCCAACGCCAGGAGGAGGCUAAAGAAGGAGAACAAGAUGACCUGGACCCCCCGGAACCGGAGCGAGGACGAGGAAGAAGACGAGAAUAUUGAUUUGGAAAAAAAUGACGACGAUGAGCCAAACAAGCCCACAGAUAAGGGAGACUCUUCAGACACAGAAGCAGAUCAUAAACUGCUGAACCCAGGGGACAUAGGCUGUGACAGAUUUAAAGAGGAGAACCAUGGCAAAGACUCGGAUCCCCUCCUGAGCGACUCGGAGUUAAAAGAGCAGGAGGAUCAGCGGACUACACAGUUGCUGCUGCCGGAUUCCGCCAAACCGACCACUUCGUCUCCCUCGUCGGUGCCCCGGGGGAACCAGGCCGUUGCGCAACAACAAGACAAGCCGUCAGAUUUGAGCCAUGCGCCAACGAGCAACGUGACCUCUGUUAUCCACUCGCCCCCUUCGGCCCCCAAACCCAAACUGUGGUCCCUUGCGGAGAUCGCCACGUCCUCGGACAGGUGUAAGGAGGCGCCACAGGCUGGCCCCGCGUUGGGUCAUAGCGCAAUAGUGGGCACCAACGCUUCACCAUCACGGUCCUCCCCCCAGUGCCCACUCCCCAACAGCACGGUCCUAUCCAGGCCUCUCUACUACACCUCCCCUUUCUACCCCGGUUACACGAACUAUGGUGGCAGUUUUGGACAUCUUCACAGUAACCACGGCUCGGGCUCCACGGCACAUUUCAAUGGAUUAAACCAGACUGUGUUAAAUAGAGCAGAGGCUUUGGUAAGAGAGAGCCAGAAAGUCAGAGGCCAAACGCAGGUAGAUCUUUGUAAAGACUCCCCUUAUGAACUAAAGAAAGGUAUGUCAAACAUUUAAUACCUGAAUAUUUUUCCCACUCACAGCGGACUUUUAUUUAUUUUUUGUGGUUGCAUUAAAAAAAAAGAAAAAAAGAACAAUGAUGAAAUUCUGAGAACACUUAUUUUCUGAGUAAAUGCUUAUCUUCAAAAUUUUAGUUCCUGAAUGGUUUAUCCUAAAAUGUAACAAGAAUGGUCUUAAUCGCUGCAGCCGCCUGAGUCUAUUUGUAUUAAAGACUAACAUGUAUAUUUAAUGUAGCAUUUUUGUAUUUAAAAUGGACAACACACUAUCUUUGAAGUAAAUUAUGGAGAAAAAAAAAUA